AAGGAGUAGUUUGACAUCAAUCAACCUCAAAACAAUAAUAACCAUUCCUGACAUUCGAAUACGUGCGUUGAUAAAUUAUAAACAGAAAGUGUAUUCCAAAAUGCGUUGCCACUACGAAGUGUUGAAUAUUUCAAAGGAAGCUGAUGAUGCCGAAAUAAAAUCAUCAUACAAAAAGUUGGCCCUAAGAUGGCAUCCUGACAAGAAUCUGGAGGAUGUAGAAAAUGCUAAGGAACAGUUUCAACUGGUACAACAAGCUUACGAGGUAUUGAGUGAUAGACAAGAGAGAGCAUGGUACGACAGACAUCGUGAACAAAUUCUACAUGGUGCAAAUUCCGACUUCGCAGAUAAAAACCUUGAUGUCUUUCAAUAUUUCACAACUGCUUGCUUUAAAGGUUAUGGUGAUGAUGAAAACGGAUUUUAUACAGUUUAUAGAAAGGUUUUCGAUCAAAUUGCCAAAGAAGAUAUGGAUUAUUUCGAAAAUAAAGAAGAUUUCGUUAAUAUUCCAUCAUUUGGUUCAUCAGAUAGUGACUAUGAUACAGUAGUGAAUCCCUUUUAUGCCCAUUGGAUGUCCUAUUCAACGAAGAAGAGUUAUGUUUGGCUAGAUCCUUAUAGUAUUAACGAUGUGAGGGAUAGAAGGUAUUUGAAGGCUGUGGAAAAGGAAAAUAAAAAGGUUAGAGCCAAGGCAAAGAAAGAGAGAAAUGAAGAAAUCAGAAACUUGGUCGCAUUUGUGAGAAAAAGAGAUAAACGAGUACAAGCCUGGAAUAAGUUGAAUGCAGCUAAAAUAGAAACUAAUCGUAAAAAGUUGGAAGAUUUACGAAGACAGAAAUUACUGGAAAACAGAAAAAUGAAUGAAUCACAGGUACAAGCAGAAUGGACUAAAUUUGAAAAUAUGUCUUCUCAGUUGCACGAGAUCGAGAAAAAUUUGAAUCAAGAAUUUGGGAAUUCUGAUAUUAGUGAUGAUGAAUACAAUGAUCUCUAUUGUCCAGCUUGCAAUAAAUUGUUUAGAACUGUGAAAUCUUUUCAGAAUCAUGAGAGUAGUAAAAGGCAUAAAGAAAAUGUUGCAGUUUUGAGGGCACAGCUGUUAGCAGAAGAUGGGGAUGAAAAUAGUUCAGAAACAGAUAAAAACUGUCUUGAAAAUAAUCUAGAAGAAAUUGAUAGUGAACUCUCUAGUGGUAAAAGGCUUACUAAUCAAAGUGAAGAGGAUUCAGAUGUGUAUGAAGAAGAAAUUGACUUGGAAAUUCCUAGAAGAAAGAAGACACAAAAAACAAAAUAUUCUGCUUCCCAACAUUACAUGUCGCCAGAUACAGAUUCUGAAGACGUACCUACUAGCAAUUUACACAAAAGACCUAAUAAAGUAAAGAAAAAUAAAAAUGUACUGAAGAUUGAAAGCACUGAUGAUGAGUUGAAAAUGUCCACACUCCCUGCAAGUUCCAGCUCUGAAGAUUUCAGUUCCUCAAAAAAAGGAAAGAAAAAAAAUAAGAAGAAUAAGGCAAAAAAAGCACAACCAGCAGAAAAUGUGGAUGUAGCACCAGUACUAGAAGAUGAAAAAUCGUUAGCGAAAGAAAAUAUUUCAAAAGAUAUUCCUUCUAAAGAAAAAGCAUCAAAAUUCGUAUGUUCAACUUGUUCAAAAAAUUACCCUUCAAAGAAUAAACUAUUUCGUCACUUGCAAGCUGAGGAUCAUGGUGCUCCUCUGCUUUCCAAUCAAACUGGAGCAAUUAGUAAGGGAAAAAACAAGAAUAAGGGCAGUAAAAAAUGAUUAUGUAUAUAUGUGCAAAUAAACUAUUUAAUGUAUUUUAUUGUUCAUUCUAGUUAUAAGUAUAUGUAUAGUAAAGUGAAUAUGAAACAUCUGUAGUAAAA
Molecule: messenger RNA, 1857 nt
Organism: Coccinella septempunctata (seven-spotted ladybird)
Lineage: Eukaryota; Metazoa; Arthropoda; Insecta; Coleoptera; Coccinellidae
Product: dnaJ homolog subfamily C member 21
Exons: 1
Coding region: 101-1756 (551 amino acids)
Cellular component (GO): cytoplasm
Molecular function (GO): nucleic acid binding; zinc ion binding
Source: RefSeq, a predicted model, not a curated record